AUGAAUUUUCAGGCAGAGUUACCUUGCCAGACCAACGAGCAUCCACUGGAAUUCACUUAUGUUUUUUCAUAUUUUAUUAGACCUCAAGGUAAAUUCGAUCCUGAAGACUAUGCGCUUUACGUGCAACCUGUCGCAUCGUUUAAUUCGGUGGAACAAUUCUGGAGAACUUAUUUGCAUUUAAAGCGGCCAUCAGAUGUAACUGAUAAAGUUGAUUUCCACAUGUUUAAAAAAGGAAUCAAACCAGUUUGGGAAGAUGCUGCUAACUGUAAAGGUGGUAAAUGGAUUUUACGCUUAAAAAAAGGUUUAUCAUCAAGAAUAUGGGAAAAUCUAUUGCUAGCGAUGAUUGGCGAACAGUUUUUGGUUGGCGAAGAAAUAUGCGGCGCAGUUUGUUCGAUUCGCAAUCAGGAAGAUAUCGUAUCACUGUGGAAUCGUACUUCAGACAACGUUGGUACGACAAAUAGAAUACGCGAUACGUUGAGGCGUGUGCUCAAUUUACCUGUUAAUGCUGUUCUCGAAUACAAACGUCAUGAUGAUUGCUUGAAGUAUAUUCUUUCAAAUGCCACUUUUUCAUUAUUUUCGCUUACUUAUUUUGAUUGA
Dracunculus medinensis (Guinea worm) is the source of this 597-nucleotide messenger RNA. The record is from the annotation of a GenBank genome assembly. NCBI's taxonomy places the organism in Eukaryota, Metazoa, Nematoda, Chromadorea, Rhabditida, Dracunculidae.